GAGAGAGAGAGAGAGAGAGAGGCCAUGCCAAAAAGAAGCAUGGUUUCACACCCAGUGCCUCAAGGUUCUCUCUAACGAGCGGAGGUGCAGCACUGGUGUCGCUACUUUCCUCAUCCAUAAAGCCACCGUUAAAUGUCGACAAACACCACAACGUUGCCCUGCACCUCCGUGCCCAACCAUCGAUAAGCUUUGGACGCGGAGGGCUCUAUUUUUACAUGUCGAAACAGGGGAAGUAUUCCCCACUGUGAGCCACAUUGCCACCUGCACAUAAAGUGCCGUUGGGCACCUCACGCCACCCUAAGCCACCACUCUGCAUCUCGGAACGAGAGGAGGCUUUUACAAAACGACCCCUGAAGAAAAAGAUGGAGAAUUUCUCGCGGAUAGAGUUUCCAAGUACUUUCAGGUGCUGACUGAUAAACCCUUCCUAAACCCUAGUUUUAAGCAAAAGCAAAAAGACCGCAGACUUCAGUGAAGGGGCCUGGCUCUCGAGUCUCUCCGACUCUCCAUCUCUAUCGUUUUUUGGUUUCUUUUUCGCUUUCUCAGAUGGCGAAGCGUUUGAUCCCACUACUGAAUCGCGUUUUGGUCGAGAAAAUCGUCCCUCCGUCCAAGACCCAUGCCGGCAUUUUGCUUCCCGAGAAAGCCACCAAGCUUAACUCUGGAAAAGUUGUGGCGGUGGGUGCUGGGACUCAUGAUAAAGAGGGGAAAUUGAUACCUGUCAGUGUAAAAGAAGGAGAUACUGUCCUCUUGCCUGAAUAUGGAGGAACUCAAGUGAAGCUUGGUGACAAAGAGUAUCAUCUGUAUCGGGAUGAUGAUAUAUUGGGAACGCUGCAUGAUUGAGGGGUAACAUGGCCUGUGAUACUUUGAAAUAGUUCAUGAGACAUCGUGGUAGAUCCCAGUCAUUUGCUGGCAAGUGGUAGUUCUACCAACCACCCAAAAAAAAAAAAGAAAAUGUAGUUCUACGGUUUUACCUUGUGCUGCAAUUGAGCAGGUCCAUUCUGUUUUGGGUUUUUUCAUCGGAUGAAAGUAAUAUGUACUUUUCUGUUAUCUUAGAAAUGAUAUCCAUGAAAAUAAAUCAAUAUCUCUUGCUUCAA
Messenger RNA from Carya illinoinensis, 1091 nucleotides. Its product is annotated as 10 kDa chaperonin-like. The transcript has 4 exons. Bases 544 to 837 code for a protein of 97 amino acids. Gene Ontology annotation, molecular function: metal ion binding; ATP binding; protein folding chaperone. The record is from RefSeq and is a predicted model, not a curated record. NCBI's taxonomy places the organism in Eukaryota, Viridiplantae, Streptophyta, Magnoliopsida, Fagales, Juglandaceae. Gene Ontology annotation, cellular component: mitochondrial matrix.